GCGAGCUCCAGUCACUUUGCCGUAUGGGGGUUUAUUUUGCUUUGGGCCACUCCAGCCGCCGCCAUUAGGCGAGCAGGGAUAGAUUACAGGGCGGCGGGAUCGCCUUCGCUCGUCCUUUGACUCCCCCUCUCCUGUUUAGGUGGUAGCGUCCUUCGACUGACUACGUCCUUCGAGCCACCCAGGAAGAAACCAUGUCCUGAGCCGGGGGGAGGGGGGAAGCAGGAGGCCGCAACUAGCCGCAGCUUGCGGUGCGGCGCAGUGCAUGGGUGGGUGGGAUGUGGAUGAGGGGGAUAGGCGGCAGCUGCUGAGGAGACGGUGGCGGGAUCCAAGGACAGCCUUGCAAGGAAAAGCUGUUUCAAAGUGCUGAUGGUCAUUCUUGAUAGUUCCUGCUGAAGUGGAUAAAAUCUGAGACAGCAUGGAGACAAAAUAAACUUCAUUAUAGAAAAAUUUCUUGCUGAAAAAAUUUACUUCAAGGAGUGCAGGAUGACAGAUCGUGGAAUAAAAUGGGCUUGUGAAUAUUGUACAUAUGAAAACUGGCCAUCUGCGAUCAAGUGUACCAUGUGUCGUGCUCAGAGACCUAAUGGAACUAUUAUCACAGAAGAUCCAUUUAAAAGUACUUCAAGUGAUGUUGGUAGAGACUGGGAUCCUGCAGGUAUUGAAGGAGGCAGCAGUCCUUUGAUAUGUCCAGAUUCUAGCGCAAGGCCAAGAGUUAAGUCAUCUUACAAUGUGGAAAGUGCAAAUAAGUGGUCAUGUCACAUGUGUACUUACUUGAACUGGCCUCGUGCAAUAAGGUGUACUCAGUGCUUGUCUCAGCGUAGGACCAGGAGCCCCACAGAAUCUCCUCAGUCUUCAGGAUCUGGUACAAGACCAGCUUCUUUUUCUGUGGAUCCUUGUGAGGAAUACAAUGAUAGAAAUAAAUUGAAUAUAAGGACACAACACUGGACUUGUUCUGUUUGUACAUAUGAGAAUUGGGCUAAGGCCAGAAAGUGUGUUGUCUGUGAUCACCCACGGCCCAACAACAUUGAAGCAAUAGAACUAGCAGAAACAGAACAGGCUUCUUCAAUAAUAAAUGAGCAAGAAAGAAUGCGUUGGAGAGGAAGCUGCAGUAGUGGAAAUAGCCAAAGAAGAUCACCUCCCACCGCUAAACGAGAAUCUGAAGUAAAAAUGGACUUUCAGAGAAUUGAAGUGGCUGGAGCUGUUGGCAGCAAAGAAGAACUUGAAGUGGAUUUCAAAAAACUAAAACAAAUAAAAAACAGAAUGAAGAAGACUGACUGGUUGUUUCUCAAUGCUUGUGUUGGGGUAGUAGAAGGAGAUCUAGCUGCUAUUGAAGCUUAUAAAUCAUCAGGAGGAGAUAUUGCACGGCAACUUACUGCAGAUGAAGUACGCUUGUUAAAUCGGCCUUCUGCUUUUGAUGUGGGAUACACACUAGUUCACCUUGCAAUACGUUUUCAGAGACAAGAUAUGUUAGCAGUUCUGCUUACAGAGGUGUCCCAGCAUGCAGCUAAGUGCAUUCCUGCUAUGGUGUGCCCAGAGCUUACUGAACAAAUCCGGCGUGAAAUUGCUGCAUCUCUUCAUCAACGGAAGGGAGAUUUUGCUUGCUAUUUCCUAACUGACCUUGUUACGUUUACGUUACCUGCUGAUAUUGAAGAUUUGCCGCCAACAGUUCAAGAGAAGCUUUUCGAUGAAGUACUUGAUAGGGAUGUUCAAAAAGAACUAGAAGAAGAAUCUCCCAUUAUAAACUGGUCACUGGAAUUGGGUACACGUUUGGACAGUAGACUUUAUGCACUUUGGAAUCGGACUGCAGGAGAUUGCCUGCUUGAUUCAGUUUUACAAGCUACCUGGGGCAUUUAUGAUAAGGAUUCGGUGCUACGUAAAGCUCUUCAUGACAGUUUACAUGAUUGUUCUCAUUGGUUCUAUACCCGAUGGAAAGAAUGGGAGUCAUGGUAUUCUCAAAGCUUUGGUUUACAUUUUUCACUGCGAGAAGAACAGUGGCAGGAAGACUGGGCAUUUAUACUUUCUCUUGCUAGUCAGCCUGGCGCAAGUUUGGAACAGACACACAUUUUUGUACUUGCACAUAUUCUUAGAAGACCAAUUAUAGUUUAUGGAGUUAAAUAUUAUAAGAGUUUCCGGGGAGAAACUUUAGGAUAUACUCGCUUUCAAGGUGUAUAUUUGCCUUUGUUAUGGGAACAGAGUUUUUGUUGGAAGAGCCCUAUUGCUCUGGGCUACACAAGGGGCCAUUUCUCUGCUUUGGUUGCCAUGGAGAAUGAUGGCUAUGGCAAUCGAGGUGCUGGUGCUAACUUGAACACUGAUGAUGAUGUUACUAUUACUUUUUUACCAUUGGUUGACAGUGAAAGGAAGCUGCUGCACAUUCACUUCCUGUCUGCUCAAGAGAUUGGUAAUGAGGAACAGCAAGAGAAGCUGCUUAGGGAAUGGCUGGACUGUUGUGUGACAGAAGGUGGAGUCCUGGUUGCUAUGCAGAAAAGCUCUCGCCGGCGUAACCAUCCCCUGGUAACGCAGAUGGUGGAGAAAUGGCUUGACCGCUAUAGACAAAUCCGUCCCUGUACAUCCCUUUCAGAUGGAGAGGAAGAUGAAGAUGAUGAUGAUGAAUGAAAAAAAAAGAGAUACCAGCUGCGUAUAGUGUAUGGUGACAACCCCAGCUGUUGGAGCAGUCUAGCAACUUGUUGCAUGGUGACCCAAUUGUAGCUGGGAACAACCUGCGUAGGAUUUUGAGUGGGCAUGGGAAGAAUUCAGAGACUCAUCAGAUGCAAGAAGGAAGUAUAUUGGUUGGACUAAUUUGUAAACAAGACAAAGAAAGCAAAGCCCUAAUUUUAUUACAAGACAGAAAGCAUUUUUCCGGUUGUACAUCUGCCCUUAAUUAUACCACAUGUGGUUGUGUAAGAAGGUUGAAAAUAGGAAAAAAGUGUAACCAGCAUCUUACAAUUAUUGAAGGAAAUUCUUUUAAAUAAGGGCACUUAAAAGCACAUUGUUGAUUAAUAUCUGUUCCUUUUGAGACUUACAGUAAAAUUUGAUUAUUUUGCAUCUCUUUUUAAGCAUUCUGACAUAUUUCCUUGAAAUAACAUUUUAUAUGAAACCUUGCUAAUGCCCAGAUCAGAUCAUCAGAUCAUGUGGCUUUUCUUUCUUUCUUUUUUUGUUGAUGCCAUAUAUCCAGAGUAACUCAUACGUGUUAAAAAUGUAUUGUUCUGUUAAAUUUAAUAUUGUGCCCAUUACAGUAUAAUAAAAUGAAAUUUUAAAGGGAAAACAUAUGGAAGGGAUGAUAAAUUUUGACUAAGUGAACUGUUUUCUGUAAAGACUUCUCUAGUAUCCAUUAUUACUUUGUAUUACAACUUUGAAAUAGUUUCUCCCAUCCCCCCCCCCUUUUUUUCAGGCUACUUAAACUAGUAAAAAAAAAAAAUGCUGUUCCAGUGAACUUUAUGCUAAACAAUUGUGUGGAGUUUGUUAAACUGAACUGCAUUUUGCCCAAACCGGGUCUUGCUGUGAGUUGUACUAUAGAAAUUAAUAUUUUAUCAAGCCUUUCCCCAUGCAGGUUAAAAUUGCCUCCACUGAGGAUCAUUCCUUGGUCAUUAAAAUUGAGUGAGAAAGCACUGUUUUCCUUAAAAGCCUUCAUUCUAAAGUUUGUUGGGAAGUCCUGUGUACUAUUUUUCCUUAAAAUGUAACCUUCAGAAUUCUGUGCAUGUUGACUGAUUGUGGCCACAUCUGAACUUAUACGCUUCCUGAAACUGUCAGUUCAGAAUAUAUUCUCCAGUAAAAAAAAAAAUCUUUUUAUUAUACUUGAUUACCUUAGCUAUGCUGUAUUGAAUGGAUCCAGCCCAAUCCAGAACCUCACUGUAAGAACACUAAAGGUUGAAUAGUUUUGUAUGCAAGAUGUAGAUCCUGAUAAGCACUUUUAAAGGCCAAUGAUGGUAGAAAUGAUGACAUGGAACCUCUUGUAAGAUGGAAUCCUGGUUUAAGAAUCUGAACAGAAACUGUACCUUUUUUUUAAAUGGAUGUAAAAACAUUGGAGCCAUUCUGAAUUAAUUGCUUUUUAAAAUGGUACAUUUCAAGCAAUUGAAAGUUAAAAAUUUCUCAACAUAAUUCUACUGACAAAUAAACAAUGACAUUUUAUCAA
Molecule: messenger RNA, 4126 nt
Organism: Crotalus tigris (Tiger rattlesnake)
Lineage: Eukaryota; Metazoa; Chordata; Lepidosauria; Squamata; Viperidae
Gene: ZRANB1
Product: zinc finger RANBP2-type containing 1
Exons: 11
Coding region: 484-2610 (708 amino acids)
Biological process (GO): protein deubiquitination involved in ubiquitin-dependent protein catabolic process; cell migration; protein K33-linked deubiquitination
Cellular component (GO): cytoplasm; nucleus
Molecular function (GO): cysteine-type deubiquitinase activity; K63-linked polyubiquitin modification-dependent protein binding
Source: RefSeq, a predicted model, not a curated record